Molecule: messenger RNA, 3689 nt
Organism: Hyla sarda
Lineage: Eukaryota; Metazoa; Chordata; Amphibia; Anura; Hylidae
Gene: PEDS1
Product: plasmanylethanolamine desaturase 1
Exons: 6
Coding region: 164-1018 (284 amino acids)
Molecular function (GO): oxidoreductase activity
Source: RefSeq, a predicted model, not a curated record
UUGGUCAGAUGUCACAUGCGAUUCCUUGCGUGAGAGCCUGCUGAUUGGUCGUUAAUUCACGUUCUUUUCUCCUGAUUGGCCAGAACUUCCCGCCCCUGUUCCUGCGCCUCCAAUCUGUAGCCUAGCGGGUGACUGCGGCCCUUGUGAUUGGCUGGCCGGGAUCAUGGCGAGGACGGCGCACGGAGGAGCCGACAGUGACCCCCGGCUCUGCCCGAUGGCCGAGGAGGGAAAGCUGCCGGAAAGCGGGUGGCAGGAGCGGCCGGAGCCCCCGAGGUGGGGCCCCCAGCACGCCGGGGCCAGGGAGCUAGCGGAACUUUACUCCCCAGGGAAGAGGCUACAGGAGUGGAUUUCUGUCAUCCUCUGCUUCCUCCUGAUGUCCUUCAAUUUCUGCAACCUGGUCCGAUACUUCAGCAUUGAACACACGGCCAGCAUUGUCCUCAGCGUUGUUGCAGGGAUUGUGACGGCUGACUUUGCCUCCGGGCUGGUGCACUGGGGAGCAGACACCUGGGGCUCUGUGGAGCUGCCGAUUGUGGGGAAGGCCUUUAUCCGACCCUUCCGAGAGCAUCAUAUCGAUCCCACAGCUAUUACCAGGCACGACUUCAUUGAAACCAAUGGAGAUAAUUGUAUGCUGACGAUUAUUCCUCUAGGCUGCAUGGCCUACAAAUUCCUCUUCCUCUCUCCAGAUAACCUCUAUAGGUCGUAUGCCACUGAAUGUUUUAUCUUUGCUCUGGCAAUGUUCGUGACACUCACCAACCAGAUUCACAAGUGGUCUCACACAUACUUUGGUCUUCCUUCCUGGGUGGUCUUCCUUCAAGACUGGCACGUCAUCCUACCCCGCAAGCACCACCGCAUCCACCAUGUGUCUCCACACGAGACUUAUUUCUGCAUUACGACAGGUUGGCUGAACUAUCCUCUAGAGAAGAUCGGAUUCUGGAAACGCCUUGAAGACCUCAUCCAUAGCCUGACAGGUGAGAAGCCUCGAUCAGACGACUUGAAGUGGGCUCAGAAAGUGAAGUAACCUCCAGCCAGCUCAGUCUGCUCUUCUAACAGUUGCCAACCUAUAAAACCAUAAAAGUGAAAACUAAAAGCCAUUAGCCAAAUAUAUAAAAGACUGAAGUGGAAUUAACGGACUAAUAAGCACAAAAUGAGAUUGUGCUGAUCUCCGGAAGACUCUAAUCCAAGGACUCGCACUCCUCGCUCCCAGGCGGCGCUCCUUCCUCUCCCUCUCAAGCAGCUGACAGGACUUUCCUUUUUUCUCUUUUUUUUUUUUUUACGCUGGUGUCCUACAUGACCUUUCACCUUGCUGAGCAUCAUGUGACAUCCACAUGAGCCAGAAAAGAGGAAGAUUGUACUAUCUUGCACUAUGGAGACUAUCAGUGAAGUCGAUAACAUUUGUUGUAUCAACAUGAAAUCUGCCGCCGUGGGAAAGCCUGAGGCAAAGAGUAGAUUUAUUUUUGUUGCUGUGCCGUGGAUACGUAUUUUUUUUUCCAUUGGUGGAGAAGGGCUAUAGGUGCAUGAUACUGACAGAGCAACUUCACAGCCUCCAGAUCGUCCAGCAUCUCCAUCACACUGCACUGCUCUUCUCCCCACUGAAGCCAUCUUCCCACUUUGCUGAAAGCAAAUCCUUCAUACACAUACCUCCUGACUGCUUGUGACAAGGGGGGCAAGACUAUGGCAGUGCACAGUGACUUUUUUUUUUUUUUUUAAACUAGGCAACAAAUCAAUAAAACUUGCAGCUGAUAAGUAGCAGCAAUCCUGUAAUUGCAAGUGAACAGUGCGGGAAGGUGAUAGAGGAAGGGCAAGUGGCACAGGUAGGCAGCAGAGCGGAGGUAGUAGAGAAAGGGGAGCAGGCAGAGGACGAUGGAUCGGGUGGGAAAGCAUCAGAGGAUGACAGAGCACUGUGGGGAAGUGGUAAAGGAUAGGUAAGCUCAGGAGGGAGGAGAGGAUGCGUCACCUGUUAACCCACAAGACCCCAGGAAGUCUGUGCUGAAGACACAGAGAGGGCUUUACUGUGUAAAGAAUAAAGGGGAGUAGAGAAAAUGUAGCAUUAUACAGGCAGAGUCUUCUAGAACAGAGUUGGUUGAUCAGCAUCUUAUAUCCGUUUACACUUAUAGGACACAGGACUGAGCCUUACUCGGGCAGACAUCUGUUCAGCUCCCUGUGACAUUUGUGUCUACACUGCUCCUUAAGGUUGUAAACCCAACACCUUCCAUUUUCUUCUGUCCAGAUUGUCGCAGGUUGUAAGGAGUCUGUGCCAAGUGCCAAUUACUGCUUCCUUGCUCUCCAGUACUGUGUCUAGGGCCAGGAGAAAUCUUGAAACACCCAACAGUGAUCACUGUAAAAUGCAACGUUUGGCAGCCUUCUAAUAGAUCAGUUACUUACACUUUUUUAAGAUCUGUUUGAGGAGAUGGAAAAAAUGAGGGAAAUUCUUAUUUAUAUCUUAAUGCAGUAAUACCAUCCAGAUUAUGUCCAGCUAACACAGGAGGAGCACUCAUUACAGUGUAUCAAAGAUAAGUCCAUUAUCUGACGGCAAGCAGUUGAAAGUUGUGCAAUACUGAUUCCAAAACACUAUUACAAGGUUGCAGAACAUUUCAUAAUACAAUGAAGAAAACAUUCAGGGACCAGGGCCCCUCCUGUAGCCUUAGGGCUGUAUAAGACCUGCCAAGCAGGCUCAGAUAAUGAGCACCAAUCUUGUAGAUCAGCUCACGUUUAAUGAACCCUUACGUGGCUAGACCAUCGUGCGGGCAGGGCCUCAGGAGUGACUGCUGGAUCACUUGUAUGACCCUUUCUAUCAUUCGUCGGCUGUAAAUCUUCAUGUGCAAUAGGAGAUGUGCAGCUGCUGAAUGGUGGAUGGAAAGAUCCAUCUAAACAAUCAAGCACUCAUUCUUGCUGCCAAGCCUGCAUGGCCUUGUAUCAGCCUGUCCAGCCAUUGAUGUAUGUGAAUGCAGCCCUUUGAGUCGGGAAUUAUCAGGGCAGAGAAGGCAACUUUUGACAGUCAUUAGAUUAGAUUGAGUCACCUGGCCAUUGCUCUAUGCAACUCCCAUAGGCCUGGAUUACUCCCUCAUCAUUUUGAGUCUAUCCACCUUCUCUGUAAUAACAUUACAGAUUUAUGUUCCUAUUGCGAUGACUUUUUGUGAUCCUCAAACUGGUCCUGACUGUUGAAGUUUAGUCUCUUGUUAUGCAUUAGACUGUUGGUCUCCAACCUGUGGUUCUCCAUCAUGCCCUGACAGCCGUGCUGAUACUUUGUACCCUAGUAUUGCAUCAUGCAAAGGCAUAGACUGGUCAUCCGUGGAUUUUUGAAUGUGAACAUGAUUGGGUUUUGUGGUCGCUCGCGUGUUACAUCAUUUAACCAUUUCACCAGUGGCCGCAGCCUCGCCCCACAACAGCCCGGCCAUCAUACAUAUCAGUCUGCACAUUGUAUCUCCUAUUAACCUUGAAUCGCUUUCCUAAAAACUUGUUCCAUAUGCGGGCGAGCCUGUCCAGCAACAUAACAACAUGAUCCUGUGUGUGGUACAGAUCGAUGGUCAUUUUUGGGUGCUUCUCUUUCUGUUUUUUCUUUCCUUAAUAUAAAGCCUUAAGAUCUUGACUUUUUCUGCAGAAUGAGGAAGAAUUAUAAUUUCAUGUUCUAAAUGUAAAUAUAUUUAUAACGAAAAAAAAGAUUAGACAUUACUAACAGAUUGUGGAAACUU